This is a messenger RNA of Cuscuta epithymum, 1145 nucleotides long. NCBI's taxonomy places the organism in Eukaryota, Viridiplantae, Streptophyta, Magnoliopsida, Solanales, Convolvulaceae. The record is from the annotation of a GenBank genome assembly.
AUUUAUGUUAUAUUCCUUUUUAAAUCACCACCAUGAGUCCAUGAGUACUAUUUAGAAGUUAAACACUAUUAAGGGGUAAACUUUAAAAUAUAACCUAUCCGUCCCAAUAAUCUGUAACCCUAUCUUCAUCCUUCCCUUAACACAGUUGAAGGUGAUAUUGAUCGAAGGGAAAAGAUGCCAGGCAAGACAUUUUAUUAAGCAGAUCUUUUUUGUUUUCCUUGGUACUUGUUGUUUUUCUCCUAAUCAUUGAUGAGCGUAGGACGCAAUGCUCAAGAAGUUGUGGCUUUGCUGUUUUGGGGAGGGGAAAUGAUAAAGCGAGGAGAUCUCGGCUCUGUGGACUAUUCGGAUCCCCCGAAAACGAUGUGUUUCUUGAGCCGCUACAGUGCCUAUGAGGAUCUCGUGGCGAAGGUGCAUUUGGCGAUGAACACCGAUGAAGAGGAAACGAGUUUGAGUCUGUUCGGGAAGUACCCCGAAAAGGUGGACGGAGAGAAAUUGGUGUUCGUCUCUGUUCCGCUCACCGACAAUCGAUCGUGGCGGUGGUUUCUGCAGGCGAUGGAUCUAUCACAGCCCGUUCACGUUUAUGUCGUUGCCACCGGAGAAAGGAGAGCACCAGAUACCGAGGACCGCAACCUCAGAGCGCGUGAUCCAUGGAGCGUGGUGGAGACGAUAGCCACAUCCGUGUUUGAGUCUUCAAUGGGAGGACGGUAAGACGGCUGCUUACUACAACAUCCAGCAGCAUUGCACUCUCCAGCUUGUCCGCAGGGUAUGCGGUUGUUAGUAUAUUUGCAUAUAGUUACCCUUUUUAGCACUAGCCAUGGAAUAUGUAGUUCAUUUUGUUUUUGGUUUUUGGUUUAUCGAUUUGAAUCAUUGCGUGUGGGAUGGAUCGGAUGCUGCAUUGGUUUUUUUUCACUCAAACUUUGGUUAUUGAUGUUCAUGGGGUGGAAUAGGAUCCUCUCCCACACGGCGGAGUUUCGAGCACCAAACGAACGAAAGUUCUCCAAAGAAGCAAAUCUCCCUUUUUUGAAACUCUAUAACUCUUUGGAAACUCUCCAAAUAAGCAAAGGGUCGUUACGUGCAAUAUAGCAAGAAGCAAACCCUCUGAAUAUCAUUAUAAUUUGAUGCUCUAUAAUCAUCAGUACAAUGAA